AUGUCAACAAUGGCCCUCCACCGCACUGCUUCCACCAAGUCCGACACAACCAUGGCCUGUCCAAAUGGCCUCGUGAAGAACUUGCCCUUGGGCGGGAAUACCAAAUGCAGCGCUUGCGGGUCUCACCGUGCAGAGAAGCGUCGGGCGAGCUCAACGAGCUCAGUCUCGACGACACCGACGUCACCGAGCUUUUCAGAGGCUGACUGGUCGCCGCUCCACAACUCGAGCCAGGAGCCCCAGCCCGAAUAUACCAAGGUCGCCAACAGCCUGAUGAGGGCCAUCACGGACUACGUGGGCCACCUGCAGAACGAGAACCUGCCCAUGCCCAGCCUCGAGCCUGCUGCUGACGCCCACGGUGUCCUCAAGCAUCCCGAAGGCGUAGCGGCGCGCAACGCCGUUGUUGAGUUGGCGCAGAGGAUUGUUGCCAUGACAAUGGACCCUGACAUGAACCUUCUUAUCAGCUCCUUGCAGUUUCAUUUCUGCUCGUCGCUCAAGGUUGCCAUCGACCUGAAAGUUCACGAGCAUGUUCCUCGUCGCGGGUCGAUUACCUCUUCUGAGCUGGCCGCAAAGGUCGGCGCGGACGAGAGCAUUUUGGUCCGAAUCAUGCGUGCCCUCAUCUUGAAGCACGUCUUUUGUUCUCCCACUCCCGGCACAUAUGCUCACACGGCCAUGUCGUGGUGCAUGAUGAAGUCGCCCGACGCCAUUGAUCUCCUGGGCCACCGACUGGACGAAUCCUUCCGCGCCUCGAGCCGUCAAGCCGACGCGCUGGCGCUGGUCAACUACCGCGAGCCCGACGAGGCCGACGUCAAGGGCUUCAGCAUGGCCUUUGGCACGACGGAGAACUUCUGGGAGGUGCUGGGGCACGAGGGCGAGGAGGAGCGCGCGCAGCGUUUCAACCGCGCCAUGAGGGCCGUCAGCCUCAACACCCUGGACGUGAUCCCGCGCAUGUACCCCUUUGACCGCAUCCGCGGCGACGGCCUGCUGGUCGACGUCGGCGGCGGCCUGGGCCAGGUUGCGCGGGCCAUCAUGGGCGCGCACCGCGGGGCCGGGCUGCGGAGCUGCAUUGUGCAGGACGCCCAUGCGGGCGACGACGCGAAGAAGCAGCCGGACGUGAUGGAGGCGAACAGGAAACUCGGGGUGGAGCUGCAGAAGCACAACUUUUUCGACCCGCAGCCGGUAAAAGGCGCCUCGGUGUACUUCCUGCGCCACAUCUUCCACGACUGGCCUGACCGGGCCUGCGUCAAGAUCCUCAAGCAGACGGUCGAAGCCAUGGGCAAGGACAGCACGUUGCUGAUCUGCGACCAGGUUGUCGACGACGAGGCGUCACCUCAGGCCACGCUGUACGACAUUGACAUGUGGUCUCUCUUCGGCGGCAAGGAGAGGAACCGGUCCGAGUGGGAGGCUCUGUUCCGGUCUGCCGACGAGAGAUUGUACAUCAAAAAGGUUUGGACAACAGCUGAGGCCCCGACCACCAUGUUGGAAGUCUGCCUUUCGUGA
Messenger RNA from Pyricularia oryzae 70-15, 1497 nucleotides. RefSeq lists its product as uncharacterized. Bases 1 to 1497 code for a protein of 498 amino acids. NCBI's taxonomy places the organism in Eukaryota, Fungi, Ascomycota, Sordariomycetes, Magnaporthales, Pyriculariaceae. The transcript is spliced from 5 exons. Gene Ontology annotation, molecular function: O-methyltransferase activity. The record is from RefSeq and is a predicted model, not a curated record.